AUGGAAUCACCUGUUACUACCAAUGGACUUUCGGACAUAAGAGACCGGAGAGAAAAACGCCACCGCUCUCACUCUCGUGAUCGAGACCGUGAGAAGCGUGAGAAAGACCGCAGUGAUCGUAGCGAUCGUCACGAUAGGGACAGAGAGAGGGAGAAAGAGAGACGCAGUGAACGAGAGCGCGAACGCGAUCGAGAUCGCGAGAAGGAACGCUCGGAACGGCAUCGUGAGAGGGAAAGAGACAAGGAUCGAUACUCUGACCGGCCUUCAGAUCGUGAUCGUGACCGCUCCGACCGACAUGACAGGGACCGUGAUAGGGAUUACCGUAGCCGCCGUCGUGCCGAGGCUGAAGAGGCUAGCCCUCAGCCAGAGCGCAUUCGAUCUAAGAAGGACUCCAUUGUUGACGUGCCAAAAGGUGGACUGUCGAUAAUGGGCGCGGCAUCCGGCAGAAAUCGAGACGCUGAUGGAGACGAAGAAAUGGACGCUAAAAGCCGCGACGGUCGCAGCGAGACAAGCAGCCGUCGCGAGUCUGAGAGAGAUCGAGGGUGUGAGAGGCGUCGUGAAUCUGACAUGUUCAUUGACGAUGACCGCGAUCGUGAACGUAGGCUCGAGCGACGCCGUAGCCCAGACGUUGAUCGUGAGCGUAGUCCUGCACCUCGAGAUCGCACGCCGAGGGACCGCUAUAUCGACUCUCCCCGUCGAGGAAGCCCGCCUUCACGCCGACGCGAGCCUCGACCAAUCGAAGGCGAUACAUAUAUUCCUGGGGAGCCGGGGAGCCCUCCUCGUCCCAUGGCUGUCGAACGUCGGGUUUCACAUGAUAGGGAUGAACCCGGUCCCCCGAGGAAUUGCACAUCCCCGCCUCCUGUCAGGUAUGCACCUAUGCCAGAACAUUCAGAGGACUCUGAGUUGAGAUCUGUAUUCGUGUCUCAGCUUGCUGCCCGUCUGACUGCGAGAGAUCUUGGAUAUUUCUUUGAAGAAAAGCUUGGUGAAGGAUCUGUCCGAGACGUUCGCAUUGUUACAGAUCGCGUCUCCAGACGAUCGAAAGGCAUUGCUUAUGUCGAACUGAGCUCCAUCGACAUGGUCUCGCGUGCUAUUGCUCUUACUGGCACAAUUGUCAUGGGCCUACCGAUCAUGGUUCAACUCACCGAGUCGGAACGGAACAAAGUUGCUGCCAGUGGUAGCUCCAUGCACCUGCCACCUGGUGUUACGGCUCCACCUCCUGGCUCCAUGCAGCUUUACGUCGGCUCUCUCCACUUCAACCUCACUGAGAGUGAUGUCAAACAGGUCUUUGAGCCUUUUGGAGAACUCGAAUUCGUUGAUCUGCACAGGGACCCGCUCACGGGUAGGAGCAAAGGUUUUGCAUUUGUCCAGUAUAAACGAUCGGAAGACGCAAGAAUGGCCCUGCAAUCUAUGGAUGGAUUUGACCUUGCUGGUCGUCAGCUGAAGGUUAAUACUGUGCAUGAAAAGGGCGGUGCUAUCCGCUAUCAAUCACAGAGUGAUAGUUUGGAUGAGAGCGGAGGCGGUAACUUGAAUGCAGCCUCGCGCCAAGCACUGAUGCAAAAGCUUGCUAGGAUUGAACCCCCCAAACCAGCCAUUUCACCCAUGGCCAGCCUACCGAAAGCCGCCAUGCAGUCCCGAUCGGUCCUCCUCCGUAACAUGUUCAAGGAACCUGAACUGGAGGAGAAGGAAAAUGGACCUAAUUGGGCAAAAGAGCUGACUGACGACGUCAAACAAGAAUGUGAAGACAAAUAUGGUCUAGUGGAUUUCAUCAAGCUGGAGCCGGACUCACAGGGUGAAAUGUAUCUAAAAUUCAAGAGCAUUGAAGCCGCUUCAAAGGCAAUCGAAGGUCUCAACGGGCGUUACUUUGGUGGACAGCCCAUACAAGCCACUUUCAUUUCCGACGCCAUCUUACAGGCUCAUCAGUAG
Messenger RNA from Dacryopinax primogenitus, 1923 nucleotides. RefSeq names its product splicing factor CC1-like protein. Gene Ontology annotation, molecular function: RNA binding. Gene Ontology annotation, cellular component: nucleus. Lineage: Eukaryota; Fungi; Basidiomycota; Dacrymycetes; Dacrymycetales; Dacrymycetaceae. The transcript is spliced from 11 exons. Gene Ontology annotation, biological process: mRNA processing. Bases 1 to 1923 code for a protein of 640 amino acids. The record is from RefSeq and is a predicted model, not a curated record.